Cercospora beticola is the source of this 766-nucleotide messenger RNA. RefSeq names its product 60S ribosomal protein eL24 (gene RPL24). Gene Ontology annotation, biological process: cytoplasmic translation. Lineage: Eukaryota; Fungi; Ascomycota; Dothideomycetes; Mycosphaerellales; Mycosphaerellaceae. Gene Ontology annotation, cellular component: cytosolic large ribosomal subunit. Gene Ontology annotation, molecular function: structural constituent of ribosome; mRNA binding. The record is from RefSeq and is a predicted model, not a curated record.
GUAGGCACGAAGCCCGAUCACCCAACGCACAACCUCACCGUCCAACCGCCAAAAUGAGGACCUACGACGAUACCUUCUCCGGUCAGAAGAUCUACCCUGGAAAGGGCAAGCUCUUCGUCCGCUCGGACAGCAAGAUCUUCCGUUUCCAGAACGGCAAGAGUGAGUCGCUGUUCCUGCAGCGCAAGAACCCACGUCGCAUUGCGUGGACCGUUCUCUGCCGUCGCGCCCGCCGCAAGGGUAUCUCUGAGGAGCAAGCCAAGACCCGCCGUCGCAAGCAGGUCAAGGCCCAGCGUGCUGUUGUUGGUGCGUCUCUUGACGUGAUCAAGGAGCGCCGCUCCCAGCGCCCAGAGGCCCGCUCUGCUGCUCGCAAGCAGGCUAUUGAGGAGGGUAAGAAGAAGCGUGCUGCCACCGAGAGCGCAAAGAAGGCCGAGAAGGCGAAGAGCGCUGCCAAGUCCGCUGCCGGGCAAACCACUGGCCGCGUCGUCGGCAAGCAGGCCGCUAAGGGCUCUGCACCAAAGGUCAAGGCCACCACCCGCUAAACAAAAGCAUUAAAGAUGACGGGAUUGCAAUCAUGAAGGGCGUUUACGGGUCACGAGUCUCCUUUAGCUAGAGCAGCAACGAGGCACAUAGGUCCUGGCAUGACAGUCACCGAAAGAUGCAUUUCUGAGAUACCCGAAGGUUACUACUGUUCUACUGAAUUUUCGCAGCGUGCAGUGUGCUUCUGUUUUAAGUUUCUUCUGCCAUGACUGGCGAUGUCCAAUUUCCC